Molecule: messenger RNA, 1427 nt
Organism: Tupaia belangeri chinensis (Chinese tree shrew)
Lineage: Eukaryota; Metazoa; Chordata; Mammalia; Scandentia; Tupaiidae
Gene: LCAT
Product: lecithin-cholesterol acyltransferase
Exons: 6
Coding region: 41-1405 (454 amino acids)
Biological process (GO): lipid metabolic process
Source: RefSeq, a predicted model, not a curated record
GCUCAGGACUGCCUGUCUGGCAGCAGGCACUAGGGCUGGAAUGGGGCUGCCCGGCUCUCCAUGGCAGUGGGUGCUGCUGCUGCUGGAGCUGCUGCUCCCCACUGCCGCCCCCUUCUGGCUCCUCAAUGUGCUCUUCCCCCCGCACACUACGCCCAAGGCUGAGCUCAGUAACCACACACGGCCCGUCAUCCUCGUGCCAGGCUGCCUGGGGAAUCAGCUAGAAGCCAAGCUGGAUAAACCGGACGUGGUGAACUGGAUGUGCUACCGCAAGACAGAGGACUUCUUCACCAUCUGGCUGGAUCUCAAUAUGUUUCUACCCCUCGGUGUGGACUGUUGGAUCGAUAACACCAGGGUUACCUACAAUCACAGCUCUGGGCGUGUGUCCAACGCCCCUGGUGUACAGAUCCGCGUCCCUGGCUUUGGCAAGACCUACCCAGUUGAGUACCUGGACAACAGCAAGUUGGCAGGUUACAUGCACACUCUGGUGCAGAAUCUGGUCAACAAUGGCUACGUGCGUGAUGAGACAGUGCGGGCUGCUCCCUAUGACUGGCGACUGGGGCCCAAACAGCAGGAGGAGUACUACCGUGAUCUGGCCAGGCUUGUGGAGGAGAUGCAUGCUACUUACGGGAAGCCUGUCUUCCUCAUUGGGCACAGUCUGGGCUGCCUGCACCUGCUCCAUUUCUUGCUGCACCAGCCCCAAUCCUGGAAGGACCGCUUCAUUGAUGGCUUCAUCUCUCUUGGAGCUCCCUGGGGUGGCUCCAUCAAACCCAUGCAGGUCUUGGCCUCAGGCGACAAUCAGGGCAUACCCAUCAUGUCCAGCAUCAAACUGAAAGAGGAACAGCGCAUAACGACAACGUCCCCCUGGAUGUUUCCCUCCUCGGAGGUGUGGCCUGAGGACCAUGUGUUCAUUUCCACACCCAGCUUCAACUAUACAAUCCGUGACUACCAGCGCUUCUUUGUGGAUGUGCAUUUUGAGGAAGGCUGGUACAUGUGGCUACAGUCACGGGACCUGCUGGCAGGACUCCCAGCACCUGGUGUGGAAGUAUACUGUCUGUAUGGUGUGGGCCUGCCGACACCCAGCACCUAUAUCUAUGACCAUGACUUCCCCUACACGGACCCCUUGGAUGUGCUCUAUGAAGACGGUGAUAACACAGUGGCCACACGUAGCAUGGAGCUCUGUAGCCAGUGGCAGGGGCGGCCGCCACAGGGGUGUGCCUUUUGUGCCGGGGGGCGGGCCCCCCAGCCACAGCCUGUGCACCUGCUGCCCCUGCACAGGAUACAGCACCUCAACAUGGUCUUCAGCAACCAGACACUGGAACACAUCAAUGACAUCCUGCUGGGUGCCUACCGUCAUGGCAACCCUGUACCCCCAGCUGCCAGCCCUCGGCCUUUGACCCCUGAAUAAAGACCUUCUUUUGUUGAUGCAA